Molecule: messenger RNA, 3025 nt
Organism: Verruconis gallopava
Lineage: Eukaryota; Fungi; Ascomycota; Dothideomycetes; Venturiales; Sympoventuriaceae
Exons: 3
Coding region: 32-2455 (807 amino acids)
Source: RefSeq, a predicted model, not a curated record
GCCGAACCCAUCUCGUCUCCAAUCGAUUCUAAUGUUACACAUGACGAACCGCCGUACAGCAUUGAGGACCGCAACGAACUCCACAGCCACGUCCAAACCCAGUACGGAUAGCCGCCGGAAUUCUCUGGAAAUCAAUUUGCAGACUGCAGGGAUGCGACCAUACAAACGGGCUCGCUUGUCGGACCACUCCAACACAACAUCAGAGACAGGAUCUGCCAUGCGACCAAGUGAAGACACAACGCCCAUCCCAGACGACAGCAAUCAGGACGCUAAUAUCCCAGACGUUUUGCCGACGUUGGAAACUUCCGCAGCGGACGAUUUUGAUGACGUGUCUUUGAUUGAUGAUGAUUCUGUUGAUGACGAGCACCAAGACGAUGAGGAAAGCGAUUUGCAACCGCCUUCGUCUCCACACCCCAAACGCCGAGGUCGAAAACCAAAAGUUAGACUUGCUGCUACUCCUAGUGGGUCACUGGUCGAUAGCCUGGUUCCUGGCACAUCUCUUAAUGGCGACCUCGAAGACCUCGAGUCCGACCAUGACGUGCAAAAGGCCGCACGACGCCUUCCUGGGAGACGUCGAGCUCCAAACGCUGAUCCGUACAUGGAAGCCUGCUUGAGACGUCAGCUUCAGCUAAGGAUGGGUCACCGAGCCGUGUCGAAAGCACUAAAGCCCCUUUUGGUCGAAUUGGCGACGCGAACCUCCCAGCGGUUGCACCUGCACGAGGACGACGAAGAAUUCUGGGAGAUUGAGCAACAUUUGUCUCUAGAGCUCCGUAAUCGUUUGCAGACUCGUUUGGCAUUUCUCAAAAAUGAGCACCGGGUGAGCGCAGAGUACUGUAACCGGAAGCUUGAGAAAGACAAAGAUUACUUGCAGAUGCAGUUUGAGGAUCAUUUAGCGGCACUUCAAGAGAAAUUUAUUGUCAAGACGGAAUAUAGAAUCCUUGAGCUUAGUCGCCAGUAUGACCAUGAAUUUGAUGAGGAAGCAACUGACGAUGAGGAUGGGGCUUUGAUUCGUCCUCUUCAUGGUCGGCCAACCGCAAGUAAUCCUACUGGUCGCGUGGAUGCUCGGCAUGAUUCUCGGAGCCGCUUUUACCUCGAGAUGGAUAGGCUAAGAAAGAUAUACCACCAACGCGAUCAAUUCCAAAAGGAAUAUAUGUCAGUAUUGGAAGGAAACUAUGAGCGCGCAGAAGUGAAUCCGGACGAGGACUUAUAUGUGGAUGCUGAGACCUUUCCCCUCGACUUCGGCACUGCGGAUGAGGAAAGACGAAUGAUCGCCGCCACUGCAUUGAAUUUCCACAGACUUGCUUACGCAGCCACGCAAAUCGAGCAUGAAGAAGUCAAAAAUACGCAACAACCUGUCUCGCUGAUAUCAACUUCGGACGCUUUUGGGCUACAAGCACUAGUUGCUGCAACAGAAUAUAAAGCACUUGCGGGAAGCGAAAAUCCCAGAAUUAUGUCAAAAGCACCCGCUUUACAAGAACAGCAGCUUGCUGGCACUGAAUUCAAGCUUGAGAACUCUCACCUGGAGCUUCUAGCACACGCAUAUCCUUUAGCCCUCCAACCUGCUCUAGCCUCUCAACGUACCCAAAAUUAUAUGCAGGGCUCACAACUGAUGUCAGGUCAUACACCUAGUCAGAAAAUCACAAAGCAUCAGUCUUCAAUAUCUGACAUAUCGAGUAGUGCCUCGCGUGUCGAUUUAGAAGAGGACUCUGAGGUCGCAAAUGCAGCUGCAAUUGCACCAAACAUGCCAACAAUUCGCCGCCAUCGUGGUUACAGCACUCCCCCAAAUCCGGCCUCUAGCAUCGACAUAUAUAAACAGCAUACAAAGACUGGAAUUGACCGCCCGCCUGCUAGCGCUCACUUCGGCUCCCCCUCGGUCACAAGUCUGGACCCGAAAGCAAGUGAACCAAUGGACCAUCACUCCAUCGCCGGCCCACUUGCAGACCGUCCUGCACGUCCAUUUUGGCACAAUCUGCUUUCCGACAGUUCGCCAAGAAAUGAGCACAGUGUCUCAGAGAUUAAUGUGGCGAAUGAUUCAAAUCGAGGUCGAUCCGAUACCUGUGCUGGUCGCACGUCACCGAAUGGCACGUCUGAUCACGAGCAGAAUCAUCUCGAUCCAACCCCACAGCUUGCCGACAAUACUUCACAAUUUACAAAUUCACAGACGCCACAAUUCUCGCCGAGCUCUUGGCAACAGCCCCAAGCUACAUUUCACCCGCCACCAGUACCCCCGCCCUUCACAGAAUUACCAAUAUCUCCUCUCUACUACCCGCGGCCACAGUAUCAAGCCCCAUAUCCCGUCUAUGCGCAAGCGCUGUCGCAUACUUUGUCACAGCAAGAGCGACCAUCGACGCUGCCAUCGCAGCAGCAGUCAUUGGUCUUCUUCGGACCCCCACCUCCUCCACAAUACGGUCCAUCGCUUGGCCAAGGCCAACACCAACAUUGGUAUCGGCAAUGAGUAGAAUCUGACGACUAAGCUUCAUAGGAGCCGAUUACAAAAUUUGCUACCACAUUGAACCACCUUACGGUCCUCAAUCUAUGAGCCUUCGCUCCCAUUUUUCGUCCUUUUCCCGUCGUGCUAGCUUGACUACUUCACUGUCGUCUCAAAAACCAUUCUUCUUUGUCCUUGACGAAUUGAUCGUGAGCAGGCUUCAAUUUGGUCACAUUCAAGCCAUGGUUGACAACGGCACCACUGUGGGGAUAUUCUCUCCAGGAAGAGCGGUCAUGACGUAGGACAUAAGAGAGUUGUUCAUGUUGUAAGAGUGGUCCGUACUGGUAUCGCUGGUGACGACGGCCUUGGUUUGGCUCCACAUGGACAAGUUUCUCCCGGUCUUAGAUGUGAGCCAGGCUGGCUUCUUUGUAAAAUAAAAUUUGUGCGCGAACGUCAAGCAAGUGAGCUAUGUGGAUGUAAGCGCUAUAGGAAAAAAGGAAGGGCUUCUUUCCUCUUAGAGCACGCUCUGCGCUCCGGUAGGGCUUGGGUUUUGUGCCGACUGACCUAUAGUGCACGCUUUUUCUAGUGAAAAUAUCA